AUGAAGAAGCGGAACAAAGCGAGUCUGCUCAUGAGAGCGACGAGCCAAAAUAUGAAGAGGAACAAGAAGACGGAGGCGAUGAAGAAGAAGGAGAUCAAAGCGAGUCUGAUCACGAAAAUGAGCCAAAAGAUGAAGAGGAACAAGAAGACGGAGGCGAUGAAGAAGAAGGAGAUCAAAGCGAGUCUGAUCACGAAAAUGACGAGCCAAAAGAUAAANGAAAGCGACGAGCCGACAGACGAAGAUGAAGUAGAAGACGGCGACGAUGAAGAAGAGGAACAAAGCGAGUCUGCUCAUGAGAGCGAUGAGCCAAAAGAUGAAGAGGAACAAGAAGACGGAGGCGAUGAAGAAGAAGGAGAUCAAAGCGAGUCUGAUCACGAAAAUGACGAGCCAAAAGAUAAAGAUGAACUAGAAUACAGCGGCGAUGAAGAAGAAAGAGAUCAAAGCGAAUUUGCUCAUGAAAACGAUGAGCCAAAAGAUGAAGAUGAGCUAGAAGACGGCGGCGAUGAAGAAGAAGAACAACAAAAAAACGAUGAACCAAAAGACGAAGAAGAUAGUACAAAGGCAGACAGCGAGCCCGAGGAAAAUCCACUGGUUAAAAAAGGCUCUACUUCUUCAAAGGAGCCAGCAAGGAAGGGGCCCAAGUCUGCGGCAAAAGAAAAAACCAAACCUGCGAAGAGAGGUCGGGGAAAAACCAACCAAAAUACCUCGAAAAAGAGGCGCAAGAAGUAG
Messenger RNA from Ananas comosus (pineapple), 729 nucleotides. RefSeq names its product nucleolin-like. NCBI's taxonomy places the organism in Eukaryota, Viridiplantae, Streptophyta, Magnoliopsida, Poales, Bromeliaceae. The coding region runs from base 1 to 729 and encodes 242 amino acids. The transcript has a single exon. The record is from RefSeq and is a predicted model, not a curated record.